This is a messenger RNA of Anarrhichthys ocellatus (wolf-eel), 1185 nucleotides long. It is a transcript of the gene spon2a, whose product is annotated as spondin 2a, extracellular matrix protein. Gene Ontology annotation, cellular component: extracellular matrix. The transcript has 5 exons. The record is from RefSeq and is a predicted model, not a curated record. Gene Ontology annotation, biological process: cell adhesion. NCBI's taxonomy places the organism in Eukaryota, Metazoa, Chordata, Actinopteri, Perciformes, Anarhichadidae. The coding region runs from base 1 to 1002 and encodes 333 amino acids.
AUGAUGUCAUCAGAGCACCUGACCUGCAGUUGGCUGCAGCAGCUUCUCGUCGUACUUCUGAAGCUUUGUCUCACUUUUGCUGGGCCUUUGCGACCACUCAAUGGGACAGACUGCACAGCCAAGGGUCCUGCUUCCUACAUACUGGUCUUUACAGGUCACUGGAGCCCACAGGCAUUCCCCAAGCAGUAUCCACUGUUCCGGCCCCCUGCACAGUGGUCCAAGCUCAUAGCGGUCAGCCAUAAUCGCCAUUUUCGGCUGUGGGAGGAUGGUGCUCCGGCUAGUGCAGGGGUGCAGAGCUUUGCUGAGGUCGGGGUGACGGUGGAGCUGAUGAAGGCGGCCAAGGAGGCCAGGAAGAGACGCGCGGUCGGCGCCAUGCACCGAACGGCCGGCAUCCCUAACGGCAUCGGGCACAGCUCCACGGAGUUGCUCAUGCAGCCCCGGGGCUCCCUGCUGUCCCUGAUGGUGAAGAUCAUCCCCAGCCCCGACUGGUUUGUUGGUGUGGACAGCAUAAACCUCUGCGAGGGCAGCCAGUGGAAACAGGAAGUGAACAUUGACCUCCAUCCUUACGAUGCAGGGACAGACAGUGGAUUCACGUUCUCCUCUCCUAACUUCCCCACAAGCCCCCAAGAAAACAUCACAAAGAUCACAUCCGAGAUGCCGAACCAUCCAGCCAACUCCUUCUACUAUCCACGUUUAAAGGAGCUUCCACCUAUUGCCAGCAUAAGGAUCUCUCAACAGAGCAGAUCAUCUGGCCGUCAAGUCCUUAUGUCCAAUCAUAUCCUGCCAAACUCGAUCAAUCCCCAGCGCUUCACGGCGACACCAUUGGACUGUGAGGUGUCUUUCUGGUCCUCCUGGGGUUUGUGUCUUGGUCCCUGUUCCAGAGGUGGUGUCCGCCACCGCACACGUUACAUCCUCUUGCGGCCGGCCAAUGCUGGCGUCCCCUGCCCUGAGCUGGAGGAACAGUCUGAAUGCGUACCGCACAGCUGUAUGAGACUCCAGUGAACCCACAGGGUGCACAAGCACAGAUACUGCCAGUAUUCAACACUGGGACUCACUGCUGGACUGAGAAAUGUUGCUGCAUCUUGAGCAUCUCCUUGAUAAUGUAAAGGAUUUUUGUGUUUGUCACGGUCAAAUUGUGGGAAUGAAAAACCCGCUGCCUUCCCUGUGCAGCCAGUUAGCAUUGGA